UCAAUCAAAGCAGAUGUGUCAAAAUUGUACAAAAAAUUUACAAGUUUUAACUUAUUGGGGUAUUUUAAAUUUUAAUGAAAACUAUAUCAAUUCAAUGGCUUUCUUCGUGAUCCGCUUGGCAUUGGUGGCCGGUGCGGUUUAUGGAACCCAAGAGCUGGGCAUUUGGGAAAACUCCCACCACACACAGGUGCUCUUCGAAGGCGCCAAGCGGGAGGUGAGUCCCUACACCGAGGAUCUGAUGAGCCGAUUUUGCUGCUGGCGGUGCGACAAGUGCAACGAGGAUGUGGAGGUGAAGCCCUGGCAGGAGUCCAUGGUGGAUGCCUGGAAUGAGACGAUCAAGAAGACAUUCAACGCCCUGGGCGUCCAGGUUCCCUUUUAUUACAAGCGAUUCUCGGACGACCUACAGCAGGGUAUCGACGACUUGGUGAACGAAAAGGAGGAAGUAGAUACCAAAGCAAAGGAUGGCCCCAAAAAUAAAAAAUAGUCAUGCUCCAAAUUUUGAAUUAAUAGGAAAGUCCCUCAUCAAUAUUUUUGAAAAAAUACAAAAUAAAUUUAAGUAAUUUGUUGAUCU
Drosophila teissieri is the source of this 571-nucleotide messenger RNA. RefSeq lists its product as uncharacterized. The coding region runs from base 14 to 484 and encodes 156 amino acids. Gene Ontology annotation, cellular component: MICOS complex; mitochondrial crista junction. The record is from RefSeq and is a predicted model, not a curated record. Gene Ontology annotation, biological process: cristae formation. NCBI's taxonomy places the organism in Eukaryota, Metazoa, Arthropoda, Insecta, Diptera, Drosophilidae. The transcript has a single exon.